Trichomonas vaginalis G3 is the source of this 977-nucleotide messenger RNA. RefSeq names its product organellar and viral DNA polymerase type B. The transcript has a single exon. The record is from RefSeq and is a predicted model, not a curated record. NCBI's taxonomy places the organism in Eukaryota, Parabasalia, Trichomonadida, Trichomonadidae. The annotation marks the transcript as partial.
AUGUAUCGGAAGUUGUCUAAGUUAGAACACUCGGAAAUACAACAACUUCUUACAGAAGCUAAUAUAGAUGUUGCAAAGCAUUACGCAACAAACAAAAAAGCACUCGCUGACAUCCUCAAUGACUAUAAUGGUGCAAUAAGUUAUGAUAGAAUUCAUGAGUUCAUAAAGCCGCAACGCGGCGAGGACGAAGUCCAUGCAAGAGCAUUUCCUUUAAAUGACGUUGCUAUUGACUUAUAUCAUAGACGUUCAGUACCUCAUGAAGUAAGAAGAGAAAUGUUUGACAUAACAAAUGCAAACGUUGGUGAAACAAGAAGAAGAGACGACACACUGAAACAACAGAGAAGAGAGAUGUUUAAGAGCGCUAUAGAACAAGUUCGCAAAGCUAACGAUGUCCUUCGUUCCAUUGACGACAAACCAAAAGAAGGUGAGAGAUGGUUAAAGAAAGAUGAAGAGAAUAGGAAGAGGAAUGUUAAGACAGGCAAUAGACUCAUUGACUUUAACAUCGAAGCUUUAGAUGAACCAAACAGAGACUACUUACACAAACAUUUCGGUAAGGUUUUCAUGAGACUCUUAGAGAAGAUUAAAAUAAACUCCCAACAAAGAUGGAUGGUAUGUUAUAAACUUGGUGGAAAGUAUGAAUGUUCUACGUUAAACCUCAAUAAUAUUGGAACAUUACUACAUCAGCUCUUGAAGGAGAACUUUAUAUCAGAGAUAGAAGCAAAUGCCGCAGGUAUUGUUGAAAUGCACUAUGACUUCUUCUUGACAAACAUAAAGAAUAUUACUGAAAUAAAGAUGUAUGAUUUAACAGAAUAUGAAGGCUUAACGAUGUCAGAUGUAAAGAAAGGCAAACCAAAAAAGAGACCAUAUAGAGAUGAAAGCACACUGACAAAUGACCAGAAAGCCAUUUUGGAAGCUCUUAAGCAAACAGGAAACCCAGCACUUAUAGAAAGCUUUUGGAAAGAUAAUGGUGAAAAGAA